UCUCCCCCCUCUCCAUCGUUAUCCUCAUUAUUUUUCGUUUCUGUCUUUCAACGCUACUUUGCGUGGAAGAAGGAGAAGGGAAAAAGUUGGGAGCGGAUGGCUGUAGUUUCUUCUCUGGGAUCCUCAUUCAUUCCUCGCUGAACCUCCUGUUGCAUAAAUGAUGCUCCGGGAGCGAGGCUUUCUCUUUUUUUUCCUCCUUCGGAUCUGGGUUUAGAGUGGAUGUUACCGGGUUUCGAUCGCCUCUUUGGAGAUACAAUAUCGCUUUUCUUUUUUUUUGUUGUUGUUGUUGUUUUUUCUGCCCCUCCCUUUUUCCCUCCCUUCUUCUCAGCUCCCCACCCCCGCCCCCACCCCCCAAAACCCGCUUGUGCUUCCUGCAAGGCUCGGGACUGGGUUUCUGAUUGCGGUUAUUUCCAUGUUUCUAGGUUUGUGUGAUUUUGCUAAAAUGCAUCACCAACAGCGAAUGGCUGCCUUAGGGACGGACAAAGAACUGAGUGAUUUACUGGAUUUCAGUGCGAUGUUUUCACCUCCUGUGAGCAGUGGGAAAAAUGGACCAACUUCUCUGGCAAGUGGACAUUUUACUGGCUCAAAUGUAGAAGACAGAACUAGCUCAGGGUCCUGGGGGAAUACAGGACAUCCUAGUCCAUCCAGGAACUAUGGCGAUGGGACUCACUAUGAUCACAUGGCGAGCAGAGACCUUGGCUCACAUGACAAUCUCUCUCCUCCUUUUGUCAAUUCCAGAAUACAAAGUAAAACAGAAAGGGGUUCAUACUCGUCGUAUGGAAGAGACUCGAAUUUACAGGGUUGCCACCAGGUUUAUGCCCCGUCAGCAAGCACUGCCGACUACAAUAGGGAUUCACCAGGUUAUCCAUCCUCAAAACCAGCAGCCAGCACUUUUCCUAGCUCCUUCUUCAUGCAAGAUGGCCAUCACAGCAGUGACCCGUGGAGCUCCUCCAGCGGGAUGAACCAGCCCGGUUACGGAGGGAUGCUGGGCAACUCGUCUCAUAUUCCACAGUCCAGUAGCUACUGCAGUCUGCACCCCCAUGACCGCUUGAGCUACCCAUCACACUCCUCAGCAGACAUCAAUUCCAGUCUUCCUCCGAUGUCCACCUUCCACCGCAGUGGCACGAAUCAUUACAGCGCAUCCUCUUGCACACCCCCAGCCAAUGGCACGGACAGUAUAAUGGCAAACAGAGGAAGUGGGGCAGCAGGCAGCUCGCAGACUGGUGAUGCGCUGGGGAAAGCACUUGCCUCUAUCUAUUCUCCAGAUCACACCAACAACAGCUUUUCAUCAAAUCCUUCAACUCCUGUUGGUUCUCCCCCUUCUCUCUCAGGCACAGCUGUUUGGUCUAGAAAUGGAGGUCAAGCGUCAUCAUCUCCCAAUUAUGAAGGUCCCUUACACUCUUUGGUAUGUUUUGAUUACCCGCAGGUCGGCGCUCACCGCGAGGACGGCGUCAGCCUGCGCAGCAGCCACUCGCUCGUGCCAAACCAGGUCCCGGUCCCCCAGCUGCCCGUCCAGUCCGCCACCUCCCCGGACCUCAACCCGCCCCAGGAUCCCUACAGGGGCAUGCCAACCGGACUGCAAGGGCAGAGCGUCUCUUCAGGUAGCUCCGAAAUCAAGUCUGAUGACGAGGGAGACGAAAACCUCCAGGACACAAAAUCUUCUGAGGACAAGAAACUAGAGGAUGACAAGAAGGAUAUCAAAUCAAUUACUAGGUCAAGAUCUAGCAAUAACGAUGACGAAGACCUGACACCUGAGCAGAAGGCCGAGAGAGAAAAGGAGAGGAGAAUGGCCAACAACGCUCGCGAGCGCCUGCGCGUGCGCGACAUCAACGAGGCUUUCAAGGAGUUGGGCCGGAUGGUGCAACUCCAUCUGAAGAGCGACAAGCCCCAGACCAAGCUCCUGAUUUUACACCAGGCUGUAGCUGUCAUCCUCAGCUUAGAGCAGCAAGUCAGAGAAAGAAAUCUGAACCCUAAAGCAGCGUGUCUGAAAAGAAGGGAAGAAGAGAAAGUAUCUUCAGAUCCUCCUCCACUUUCCCUGGCGGGACCCCACCCUGGGAUGGGAGAUGCAUCCAAUCACAUGGGACAGAUGUAAAAAAGGUCCAAGUUGCCACAUUUCUUCAUUUAAACAAGAGACCACUUCCUUAACAGCUGUAUUAUCUUAAACCCACAUAAACACUUCUCCUUAACCCCUUUUUUGUAAUAUAAGACAAGUCUGAGUAGUUAAGAAUCACAGACGCAAGAGAUUUCAGCAUUCCCGAUAUUAAAAACGAGAAAAAAAAAACAAAAAGUGCAACUUGAGGGACGACUCUCUUUAACAUAUCAUUCAGAAUGUUUAAAGCAGUAUGUUACGAGCUGUAAAUGCACAGCCUAGAGACUGAAUGGCAAUCUUCUCCACACUGUGGGACAAUGCAUUUGUGCCUAAACUUCUUUUGGAAAAAAAAAUAUAAUUAAUUUGUAAGUCUGAAAAAAAAUAUUUAAUUUAAAAUUGUAAACUUGCAAUAAUGAAAAAGUGUACUUCUGAAGAAAAAAAAUGAGCGUUUUUGUUGGUGUGCUAGACAGCUAGUGUUUAUACUUACUGGAUAUUAAAAGGGAAGCUUUGCUGCCCAGAUAUUUACAAAACCAGCAAACGUCCUAAUGAAAACUGAAGUGAUGACAUUAGCCAUUCCUUAGGGUAGGAGGAACAG
Messenger RNA from Struthio camelus australis, 2684 nucleotides. NCBI's taxonomy places the organism in Eukaryota, Metazoa, Chordata, Aves, Struthioniformes, Struthionidae. The record is from RefSeq and is a predicted model, not a curated record.